AUGCACGCGACUCAGACGACUCAGGCAGGCGUCACAGGGACGGCUGACAGCAGUCGAUUAGAUCCCUGCGGGCCCUCGGGGCUGAAGCCCUCGCUUGUGGCGAAAGCGAUUCCUUCGGCCGCGAGGCAGGGGGCAGGGUUGGCAGCGGAGGGGCCGUUGCUGGAUGGGAAAACCACUCUUUUUCUUCCCUCCGGCCGUCAGUCGCCCUCCCCUCUACUGCUCCCGCCAUCCCCCAUGCUGCGGCAGCAGCAAGCAAUUCAACCGCUGCCCGCCGCACAGAACGAGCAGCCGCUGGUGCCCCGAUCAGCGGCUCUUCCUCGUCCGUCUGUCGUCGUGUCCGCGCCGUCGCAGCCCCGCGUGCAGAGCGGCGCCGUCGGCGGGUGCGAGCCCACAUCGCACGGCGGAGCGCACUCAACGGCGGGCCCGUCCGCGGGCAAGAAGCGCCGCCACCUUGUGGACGAGCCGCCGGGGCUGUGGCUGGGUGACGAGUGCGACGCUGCCACGUGUACGUCGGACCGGUCGGGCAGCCCGUGUGGCGUGUGCGCGGCGAGCGUGCUGGUGGUGCAGGGCGACCGCGGGUGGCGCGAGGGCGGGGCCGCCGUGGAGGCGCGGGUGGUGGGCGACGAGGAGGGCGGGGCGAGCGUGCACGUGCUCGCCGUGCUGCUGCGCGGCCACGCGCGCUUCUCGUACCGCCCGGAGCAGGCGGGGGCGACGGGCAGCAGCAACCGGGUGACAGGCGCCAUCAUGUGGCGGCCCCCCGACGCCGACGCGGGCAGCAACGCGGCCUCGUGGGCGCUGGAGUUCGCGGAGAGGAAGGAGUGGCGAAGGUUCCAGCAGUUGCACGACUCAUGCGCCCAGCGCAACAGCCGCGGUGUGUCAGCGCGUCGCAUCCCCAUCCCCGGCGUGCGCGUCGUGCCCUGGCGCUGGCGCCUGCGCGGCUCCUCCGCGUGCGCGGCCAGCAGCAGCGCCAGCAGCGACAGCGUGGCAGGGCCUGUGGACGGUGCGGAGGCGGGUGAGGGGCGCGAGGCGUUCGCCCCCCCGGCGGGGUACAUCCGCGGCGUGGACGAGGCGGAGCGCGUGCGCCCGGGCAGCCACCACGUGGUGUACGACCUCGACUCCGACGACGAGCGCUUCCUCUCCGCGCUCCCCCGCACCCUCCGCUGUGCAGGGUUGGAGGGGCAGGCAGGGGGGGAGGGGCAGGCAGGGGGGAAUGGGCAGGCAGGGGCAGAGACGGCGGGUCAAAGGGUUGAGAGUGGCGCGUGUGAGGGCAGAGGGAGUGAUGGGAGAGUGGCGGGAGGAGCGUUGGCGAUGAGCGAGGGGCAGGUGGCGGUGAGCGAGGGGCAGGUGGAGAGGGUGAUGGACCGGCUGGAGAAGGAGGCCUUCGCUGCGCGCUCGCUGCUCUCCGAGGCGCACGCCCUGCGCUGCUGCGCGCACCUGGCGCCGCCAGGCGCCGUGCGCGCCGUCUUCCACCACUGGCGCGCCAAGCGCGCCCGCAAGGGCACCGCCCUCUGCCGCCACUUCCAGCGCGCGCCAUGGGAGGUGUAUCAGGCGCAGGUGAAGGAGUGGCAGCGGCAGCUGCAGCUGCUGCAAGCCCGCGAGGCCACGCCCCUCGCUCCGUCUCCCUCGCCGUGGGCCCCGGGGCAGCCGGCAGGAGGUGCGGAGGCAGCAGCGGAGCAGAGGGCGGGCGAGGGAGCGGGGAUGGGUGGCAUGGUGAGGCAGGGGGAGAGUGGUGUCGCGCUGCAGAGCACACCAAACGACCACUCGCAGCAGCAGCAAGCGGAGGGAGGGGAGCAGCAGCAUGAGGGAGGAGCGGGGCGUGCGGUAGCAGGGCAGCAGGGGCAGGUAUCACCUGGUGCAGCAGUCACACACGAGCAGCGGGAUUCCCACGGCCAGCACGUACCCAGCACGGCAGCACCAGGUGCCGAGGCAGCAGCAGGUUUAUCCACUCCUGCUCGCCUUCCAAGAAGCCCGGCCGCCUCCUCUCCUUUCCCCUCACCCAUUCCCUUUGGCACGCCCAUCACCCCCAUCACCCCCGGCCCUGGCAGUGCAGCGCAGCAGCGCGUGCCCGCCAUCCCCCGCCCGCCUCUCUUUGCCUUCUGCCUGCAGCCGCGCGCCCACGCGCGCAGGGCCCCCUUCCCCUCGCGCCCGCGCUCCACCAAGCGCGCGCCGGCCUCCGCGGAGCACGUGGCAGGCGCAUGGGGCGGCGCUGCUGCGGAGAGUGCGGAGGGCAGCCCGCGGGUGGUGGGCGUGGCGACGCGCGCAGAGGCGCUCCCCGUGGGCGAGGCGCAGCAGUGUGGGCGGCGAGAGGGCGCGGAGGGGUUGGUGGCGGCCAAAAGGCAGCGACGCGUGGUGUGCCUCGCAGGCCAUGAGGGGGUGAGUGCGCCGCAUGGAGACCUAUCUCGCGCGCACCCCUCGUCUGCGCGCCCCUCGCCCACUGCAUGGCCUCGCCUCACCACCACCUCGCCGCGGUCGCCCCUCCCCUUCGCCUUUCGCCUGAGCCCGCGCCUCAACACCCCCCUGGAGCCUGCACACCUGGAUGCCACUCCACAGGCACUGCCGUCGGCGCAGCAGCAGGUGUACGGUGGGGGCGAGGGGGGGAUGAGGCAGUUGCUGAGGCAGCAGCAGGCGAGGCACGCAAGGGGGCGGGCAGCGUGGGGCGUGCAGCUGACGGGCAGCGCGGGGUUGAGCGGGGCAGGCGGGGAUGAAGCAGCAGCGCGCACGCCACUGCACGGCGCUGCUGCAGGGCCCCUUGCGCUGCCCGCUGCCUCCGCAGCGCAGCACCAACCGCGCGGCGUUCCCGUGGUGGCUGCAGGGCUGCGUGGCGUCGCCACUGCUGCUCGCGCCCAGAGCGGCCCUCCUCCACACGCAGCUGUGGGGGAUACAGGGGCCGGACAGCCGUGGGAGCAUGCGAGAGGCGGCAGCGGAGGCGGCAGCACUUGCGGCGAGGAUGAGGCGCAGCAGAAGAGAGGAAUGGCGGGCGUGCGGUCAGAGCUGCUGUCGCUGGCACACGCGCGCCCACCAGCCAGUGCAACCGUGCAGGCACAUGCGGCUGCUGCGGCGGCGCUUGGGCAGUGGGCGCAGGCGCGGGCGGUGUUGGUGCUGCAGCAGACACAGCAGCAUGUGGGGUGGGCAGGGCAGGUGGAGGAGGGGGCAGGCAAGGCAGGUCGUACACAAGGUCGCGGAGACAGCUCUUUGAGUGGCGCAGAGGUGCAGGCAGUGGGUCACGAGGCACAGGCGCUCGCAGGCAGCAGCAGGGGGGGCAGGCGGGUGGUGGGUCACAGGUUGCCCCGGGUGAGCAGACUAGCGGCGCCUGCGAUGCGUGGAGCAGAUGGUGGGCGCGAGGCGGGUGCAGUGGGUGCACAGGAGCUGGGAUAUGCUGGGACGGGUGCUGAAGAUGAGUGGGGCAGCAAGGUUGGGAGAGAGGCGGGAGCAGAGAGGGGUGGCGAUGCUGUGAUGAGUGGAGGAGCGGAGGAUGGGGCGGGUGGAGGGGCGGGCAAGGGCCCGGUGGUGUACCAGCGCAAGCGACAGCGGUCGUGGCGAGCAGCAGGCAGUGGGGGGCAGGCGGGCAGCGCUGCUGCCUGGCGCCUUGGCAGGCCCAGCAUGGGCGGUGUGUCCCCUGCCCGCCUGCUCCUGCCCGUGCCCCUCACAGCCUCGCCGCUCCUCCUUGAGCCCCACUUGCCCUCGCCUCGUUCCGCUCGCCCUCCAGCCGUGCGCCCGUCUGCAGCACAGGACCCAGCAUGUGGACCAUCAAAUAGAGAGGCGCAGCGGCAAGGGGUGGAGGCGCAAGGGGUGGAGGCGCAAGGGGUGGAGGCGCAAGGGGUGGAGGCGGAGGUGGUGGCGGCAAGGGCGAGGGCAAGGAGUGCAAGGGCGAGGGCGGGUGCAGCGAGGGCGAGGGCGAGCGAGCUGCAGCAGGUGGCUGAUGCGGCGCUGGAGCGCGCCUGCCAUCACAUGGCUCUCCUCCGUGCCGCUCUAGCCCUGCCCUCCGCCAUACCCUCUCCCAUGGCCCCUGCCAUGCCCCCUGCCAUGCCCCCUGUUCCUCCCCACCACCUCCUUGAUGCCACUCAUCCACCAGCCGCCCUGCCAGCCGUCACUGCAUGUGCUGGACCGUCCCUAUCACCUCCUGCUUCUGCUCCUGCUGCUCCUGCGGCUGCUCCUGCUGCUGCUUCUGCUGCUGCUGCUGCUCCUGCUGCUCCUGCUGCUGCUGCUCCUGCUCCUGCUGCUGCUGCUGCUGCUGUUGCUGAUGCUGCUACUUGUGCUCCUGAUGUUGGCACUUGUGCUUCUGAUGCGGCUACUUCAGCUCCCGAUGCUGCUCCCAUCCGAGCUGCCUCUCCUGCUGCUGCUGUUCCUCCACGCGCUGUCAGUGCAGCUCCCGGUGAAUGCCUGGACGGCCAUCACUGCCAUGGGGAGGGUAAAGCGGGUGGGGAGGGUAAAGCGGGUGGGGAGGGAAAAGCGGGUGGGGAGGGUAAAGCGGGUGGGGAGGGUAAAGCGGGUGGGGAGGGAAAAGCGGGUGGGGAAGGUGAAGCAGGUGGGGAGGGUGAAGAGGGUGGGGAGGACGGGGAGUGUGGUGAGAGGGGUGGUGGGGCAGGUGCUGGCGAUGGUGGAGAGGGGAGUGCAGAGUUGGUGGAUGGUGGGCGACAGCAUGGCAGCGGGGGCGAUGCAGUGGGGCCAUGUGGCAGUGGGCUGCGUUGUGCUGGGGCAGGCUGUGCAGGGGGGCAUGCAGCGGCACGCAUGGGUGGCGAUGGGUGCAGCGAGUCAGGUGGGCCUGCCUCCCUGCCGCCUCCUCCAUGUGUCGCUCAUUCUGCUCCCCCUGCCACGCCUGCCACCCCGCCUCCCAUGCUGCUGCCUGUGCCGCCAACCGGCCCCCAUCCACAGAAGGCAAGUCCCCCUCUCCUUCCUCCCACAUCGUCUCCUCAGCUCUCCCCCUCACCACAGCAGCAGCAGCGGGCGGGCAGCAGCCCAGUGGCGCUGAGGCCGUCGUUCCCGUCGCCCUCCUCAGUGGCCAAGCGAGCAGCCGUCACGUACCGCCGCGCUGACGUCACUCUGCGCCGCGCUGAUGUCACGCUGGGCGAGGAGGGGUGCGGCUUCAGCCUGCUGCCCUCGCCGCACUUCCCUCUGCGCGCUGCCUCUGUCACGCAUGAGCCUGCUGACAUCACUCUCCCGCAUGCUGAGGGGUGUGGUGAUGUGUGGAGCAUGGGGGAAAGGGCGAAGGAGAGUGAGGAGUGCAGCAGGGAAGUAAUGGGCUUGGCGCUGUCUGCAGCAGUUGAGGCGGAUGGGGCGGUGGAGGGGCAUGGCAGCAUGGGUGCACAUGAGCACAUGGCUGGUGGCGGCAGCUGCCAGGAGAACGCUGAUGCGGUGGGCGUGCAAGUGGACGGGGAGCAGUGGGGUGGAGGGCAGUGGGGCAGUGCAUGUGGAGGAGAGGCGGUGCAGGCAGCAAGUGAAUCAGGUGGAGAUGAGAGUAGCGGGGAGGGGCGAGGCAGGCAAAGACUCAGGGAGGUGCGAUGUGGGGGGAAGCUGGGUGUGCACAAAACAGUCGAGGGGGGUGAGGGGAGAGGCAGUGGGUUGGAGGAGAGUGCGAGUGUGAUGCAUGUGGAGGGAGGCUCACACACGCGCCGGCAGCAGGUGGGGGAGGACAGGGCGGCUGCCACAUGUUACACUGGGGUGGGGGAGAGGGGCGCAGCAGACGGGUGUGAAGGAGGCGAGGGUGGUAUAGAGGGGGCAGUGAGCAGUGGGGUGGAGUGUGCAGCAGCAGGGCAUGUGGGGAGAGGAGGUGUGGAUGAGGUGUGCAAGGCAGGGAGAGCAGUGUGCGCUGCAGGAAGACCCUGCGAAGGAGUUGAGGCGGCUUGCGAGGAUGGUUCAGGGUCAGCAGGUGUGAGGGCGGCUGGCCAUGCGGGGCAGGGCGAGGGCGGUGAGAAGGGUGGGGCAGCUGUGAUGGUGGCGGGGCUGUUGCCACCCCUGCCUGCCCCCGAGGCCCUUUCGCGUGAGCGGUGGGGGGGCUGUGGAGCACAGGGGUGGAAGGAAGCUCCCGCAGCGGUGGUGCAGGGGCAGGCCCAUUCAGGGGAGGUUGGGACAAGAGCGGGCAUGGGUGGCACGGAGGAGGGUGAGAGGCACAGCACAGUCGGCAGUUGA
Molecule: messenger RNA, 6126 nt
Organism: Closterium sp. Yama58-4
Lineage: Eukaryota; Viridiplantae; Streptophyta; Zygnematophyceae; Desmidiales; Closteriaceae
Source: the annotation of a GenBank genome assembly